Coregonus clupeaformis (lake whitefish) is the source of this 1346-nucleotide messenger RNA. Its product is annotated as proteolipid protein 2-like. The coding region runs from base 377 to 808 and encodes 143 amino acids. The record is from RefSeq and is a predicted model, not a curated record. Gene Ontology annotation, cellular component: membrane. The transcript is spliced from 5 exons. NCBI's taxonomy places the organism in Eukaryota, Metazoa, Chordata, Actinopteri, Salmoniformes, Salmonidae.
ACAGAGGAGUAUAGAGUGCAGUGAUGUGUCCUAUAAGGAGCAUUGGUGGCAAAUAUGAUGGCCAAAUGGUAAAGAAAGUCAGUUUGCCCGUCAUUACUUCCUCCUUCAAGCGAGUCAUUUCUAAAAGUGCACUUUCCCAUUUUGUUUUCUAGUUUUUCAUAGUCCAGGAAGUUGAAGUUUCCAUUAACGUUACUCACUCAUUCGAAAUAGUACCAACUUGGAGAGAAGAAAACCCCGCAGUUAGGAGAUAACAUCAGUCCGCUUUUUUCUACUGAAUUUAACUUAGCUAUAAAGUUGUCUUCGUUGAGUUCUGCAACAUUGCAAAGGAGAAUACAUCAGUUAUAAUUAGUUGGUAAGCUAUACAUUCAAGUUAGUUAUGGCUGAUACGGAGGCCGAUGUCGAUGCGGGCUGCUUGGAACAGCUGAAGGGGUACGUGGUGACCCAAAAAGGGACUAUUCUCGCCGCAGAAAUACUCAUCAGUAUUAUCAUCAUAAUCUGCUAUGCUGCAUCAUUGUAUGGAGGUUUUUUUGGAGUGGCCAUCUGUGAGAUGGUCUCUGCCAUCUUAUUUUUUGUCGUCUUCAUGAUGGAAAUGGACAAGUCCAUCAAGGUGGUCAACUGGGUCUGGAGUGAUCUUUUCCGUGCUACUACUGGUGCAGCCGUGUACCUCAUUACCUCUCUAAUCUGUUUGAUUCAUGGAACUGGGGAUGGUGCCCGUAUUGCAGGAGUGUUGUUUGGCCUGCUGGCUGCGAUCCUGUUUGCCUAUGAUGUCUACACCAUCUUCCUGGUCAUCAAGAGCAACAGGCAGUAAACAGCAUCGCCCACUGACUAAAAAGUUUAAGCACGAAGCUAUACCCCAACUUAGCCAAUGAAAGAAAAUGAGUUGACAAUGAAGAGAGAAAGAAGUGGAGCAGGUUGGAAGGAAGUUUGAUGCUCAAAUGAAGAGAUUAAUAGCAGAAAUUAACCAAUGUUAGGGUCAGAAGAGAGAAACAUCUACAGUACAUCUAUGGCUGACACAGAGAGGAUAAUGUUGUACUGCACUGAGAUCUGUAUGUUCAAAAGAACCAUGUAAAUUCCAGGAGGGAUUCCCUUGACUACCACUAUUCCAGUCUCGGUGUACAAUUCUACCGUCCCAUUGCUCAAUAUUUAGUAUUGUGAAAAAGGGAAAGCUUUGGUCAGUUUUCACACUAGUACAUCAUUUGUUUUCUGAUCUAAUGAACUAAUGUGUAAAAAUAUGUUUCUGUUGAAUUACAUCCACUGCUGAAGUUUUGGUUUGUAUUAGAAAUUUGAUUGUAGCAUUACAUUUAUAGAGGUGCUCAGAUUAAUAAAACAUAAUAAUGUAACAUCAA